ACAUUAAGCCCCUGUCCUGCUCUGGUGGUGUUGCGCAGGCCCCUGGGGGAAAUUUUCCUUCUAAGAGGUGGCUUUUCUGUGCAAGUGAAACUGGCUGAAAACUCAGGGGAGGGCCGAAACUCAGAAAAAGAGCAGCAACACCCAAGCUCAUGACGGGGGAGCAGAGCGGCACCUCCCUGCUCCCGGCGCGUCUGCCGCGGCGCGUUCUCUGUGCACAGGUAGCCAGGCAGGAGCAGCAGCAGGAGCAGGCGCUGGGGACCGUCAUGUGGACCAGCUGGUGGCUCUGGUCCCUGGUGGCCAUCUGCACCGCCGAUCAGUUCCAGGACAGGGCGAAGAAAAUUAUGCAGGAUACACCUGUCAUUGAUGGGCACAACGACCUGCCCUGGAAACUGCUGACCAUGUUCAACAACCAGCUUCGAAAUCAGAAGGCCAACCUGACCAGCUUGGCCCCCACACACACCAACAUCCCCAAGCUGAGGGCUGGUUUUGUGGGGGGCCAGUUCUGGUCUGCAUACACAACCUGUGAGACCCAGAACAAAGACACCGUGAGGAGGACACUGGAGCAGAUUGACGUCAUCCAGCGCAUGUGCCAGAUGUACCCCGAGACCUUCAAGUGCGUCACCAGUAGCCAAGGCAUCAGACAGGCCUUCCAGGAGGGGAAGGUGGCCAGUCUGGUCGGCGUGGAGGGCGGCCACUCCAUCGACAGCAGCCUGGGCGUCCUGCGGGCACUCUACCACUUGGGAAUGCGGUACCUGACCCUCACGCACAGCUGUAACACGCCCUGGGCCGACAACUGGCUGGUGGACACGGGGGAGGAGGAGGCCCAGAGCCAAGGCCUGUCGCCCUUUGGGAAGAGUGUGGUGAGGGAGCUGAAUCGGCUGGGCGUCCUCAUCGACUUGUCCCACGUGUCCGUGGCCACCAUGAAGGCCGCGCUGAAUCAGUCCAGGGCGCCCGUCAUCUUCAGCCACUCCUCGGCCUACAAGCUGUGUGCGCACCGGCGGAACGUGCCCGACGACGUGCUCCGCAUGGUGAAGCAGACCGGCAGCCUGGUGAUGGUGAACUUCUACAACGACUACGUCGCCUGCAAAAGGGAGGCCACCCUGUCUCAAGUAGCAGACCACUUGGACCACAUCAAGAAGGUGGCGGGGGCUGGAGCCGUGGGCUUCGGUGGGGACUUCGAUGGUGUUUCGAGGGUCCCCUCGGGGCUUGAGGACGUGUCCAAGUACCCAGACCUGAUCGCCGAGCUACUCAGGAGGCAGUGGACGGAGGCGGAGGUCAGGGGUGCCCUGGCUAACAACCUGCUGAGGGUCUUUGAGGCGGUGGAGCAGGCCAGCAACCACGCCCUGGACCCUGAGGAGGAGCCCAUCCCCCUGGACAAGCUGGACGGUUCCUGCAGGACCAAUUAUGGCUACUCAGAGGCCCCCCGCCUCCACCAGUCGGGGGUCCUGGUGGCCUCCCUUGCCCCCCUUCUCCUCAGCCUGUGUCUUCUAUGACACUCUGGGGACCAAACCCCUUGGGCUCCUGAAGCUCAGGGGAGACUGUGGCCACGGGAGCAGCCCAGACCCCAGGGACACUGCUCCCCAUGUGCAAGGACUGGCCUGUCCUGAGCAAGCACCUGGGAACACGCUGUGGGGAGCUCAGGACAGGCCCACAGUGGACUCUCAAUAAAGGCACCAACCCCU
Messenger RNA from Molossus molossus (Pallas's mastiff bat), 1682 nucleotides. RefSeq names its product dipeptidase 1 (gene DPEP1). The record is from RefSeq and is a predicted model, not a curated record. The coding region runs from base 150 to 1493 and encodes 447 amino acids. Lineage: Eukaryota; Metazoa; Chordata; Mammalia; Chiroptera; Molossidae. Gene Ontology annotation, molecular function: metallodipeptidase activity. Gene Ontology annotation, biological process: proteolysis. The transcript has 11 exons.